This is a messenger RNA of Peromyscus eremicus (cactus mouse), 2949 nucleotides long. It is a transcript of the gene Slitrk5, whose product is annotated as SLIT and NTRK like family member 5. Gene Ontology annotation, biological process: axonogenesis; regulation of presynapse assembly; positive regulation of synapse assembly. The transcript has 2 exons. The coding region runs from base 1 to 2949 and encodes 982 amino acids. Lineage: Eukaryota; Metazoa; Chordata; Mammalia; Rodentia; Cricetidae. Gene Ontology annotation, molecular function: protein binding. Gene Ontology annotation, cellular component: membrane. The record is from RefSeq and is a predicted model, not a curated record.
AUGUACAGUGUGCGCUGCAAGAAGAAGGCGGGCGAUGCACGCACACCCUCGAGCCCCGCUCCCUCUGGAGGUAAAAUGCACGUUUGCUGCCCCCCAGUAACUUUGGAACAGGACCUUCACAGAAAAAUGCAUAGCUGGAUGCUGCCGACUCUAGCAUUUGCUGUAACAUCUCUCGUCCUUUCCUGUGCAGAAACCAUCGAUUAUUAUGGGGAAAUCUGUGACAAUGCAUGUCCUUGUGAGGAAAAGGACGGCAUUUUAACUGUGAGCUGUGAAAACCGGGGGAUCAUCAGUCUCUCUGAAAUUAGCCCUCCCCGUUUCCCAGUCUAUCACCUCUUGUUGUCUGGGAACCUUCUGAACCGUCUCUAUCCCAAUGAGUUUGUCAAUUACACUGGGGCUUCAAUUUUACAUCUGGGAAGCAAUGUUAUCCAAGACAUCGAGACCGGGGCUUUCCAUGGGCUGCGGGGUUUGAGGCGGCUGCACCUAAACAAUAAUAAACUGGAACUUCUUCGAGAUGACACCUUCCUUGGCUUGGAGAACUUAGAAUACCUGCAGGUCGAUUACAAUUACAUCAGUGUCAUUGAACCCAAUGCUUUUGGGAAACUGCAUAUGCUGCAGGUGCUUAUCCUCAAUGACAAUCUCUUGUCAGGUUUACCCAACAAUCUUUUCCGUUUUGUGCCCUUAACGCACUUGGACCUGCGGGGGAAUAGGCUGAAACUUCUGCCCUAUGUGGGGCUGUUGCAACAUAUGGAUAAAGUUGUGGAAUUACAGCUGGAGGAAAAUCCCUGGAAUUGCUCCUGUGAACUAAUUUCUCUCAAGGAUUGGUUAGACAGCAUCUCCUACUCAGCCCUUGUGGGUGAUGUGGUCUGUGAGACCCCCUUCCGUUUACACGGCAGGGACUUGGAUGAAGUAUCCAAGCAGGAACUUUGUCCAAGGAAACUCAUUUCUGACUACGAGAUGAGGCCACAGACUCCUUUAAGCACCACGGGGUAUUUACAUACCACCCCAGCCUCUGUCAAUUCUGUGGCCACUUCUUCCUCUGCUGUUUACAAACCCCCCUUGAAGCCUCCUAAGGGGACGCGCCAGCCGAACAAACCCAGAGUGCGCCCCACCUCUAGGCAGCCCUCUAAAGACUUGGGUUACAGUAACUAUGGCCCCAGCAUAGCCUACCAGACCAAAUCCCCGGUGCCUUUGGAGUGUCCCACCGCAUGCACUUGCAACCUUCAGAUCUCUGAUCUGGGCCUCAAUGUCAACUGCCAAGAGCGCAAAAUCGAGAGCAUCGCGGAGCUGCAGCCCAAACCCUACAAUCCCAAGAAAAUGUACCUAACCGAGAACUACAUCACUGUUGUGCGCAGGACAGACUUCCUGGAAGCCACCGGACUGGACCUCCUGCACCUGGGUAACAACCGCAUCUCCAUGAUCCAGGACCGGGCCUUUGGGGAUCUCAGCAACCUGAGACGUCUCUAUCUGAAUGGCAACAGGAUCGAGAGGCUGAGCCCAGAGUUAUUCUAUGGCCUGCAGAGCCUGCAGUAUCUCUUCCUCCAGUACAAUCUCAUCCGCGAGAUCCAGUCUGGGACUUUCGAUCCAGUCCCAAACCUCCAGCUGCUCUUCUUGAAUAACAACCAACUGCAGGCCAUGCCUGCAGGUGUCUUCUCUGGCCUGACUCUGCUCAGGCUAAACCUAAGGAGCAACAGCUUUGCCUCUUUGCCAGUGAGUGGCGUUUUGGAUCAGCUGACUUCCCUCAUCCAAAUCGAUCUACAUGACAACCCUUGGGAUUGUACCUGCGAUGUGGUGGGCAUGAAGCUGUGGAUUGAGCAGCUCAAAGUGGGAGUGUUAGUGGACGAAGUCAUCUGUAAGGCGCCCAAGAAAUUCGCAGAGACCUACAUGCGCUCCAUCAAGUCUGAACUGCUGUGUCCAGACUAUUCUGAUGUGGUGGUUUCCACGCCCACACCCUCUUCCAUCCAGGUACCAUCCCGGACCAAUGCAGCAACGCCAGUUGUGCGGUUGAACAGCACUGGGGCCCCCGCGGGCUUAGGUGCUGGUGCAGGGGCUUCGUCAGUGCCCUUAUCGGUGCUGAUCCUCAGCCUGCUGCUGGUUUUCAUCAUGUCGGUCUUCGUGGCAGCAGGCCUCUUCGUGUUGGUCAUGAAACGUCGGAAGAAGAACCAGAGCGACCACACCAGCACCAACAACUCCGACGUGAGCUCCUUUAACAUGCAGUACAGCGUGUAUGGGGGCGGAGGCGGCGGCGGGGGUGGCCACCCGCACGCGCACGUGCACCACCGCGGACCCGCAUUGCCCAAGGUGAAGACUCCCGCGGGCCACGUGUACGAAUACAUCCCUCACCCACUGGGCCACAUGUGCAAAAACCCCAUCUACAGGUCUCGAGAAGGCAACUCCGUGGAGGAUUACAAAGACCUGCACGAGCUCAAGGUCACCUACAGCAGCAACCACCACCUGCAGCAGCAGCAGCCACCGCCGCCGCAGCAGCCCCAGCAGCAGCCCCCUCCGCAGCUGCAGCUGCAGGCUGGGGAGGAGGAGAGGCGGGAAAGCCACCACUUGCGGAGCCCCGCCUACAGCGUCAGCACCAUCGAGCCCCGAGAGGACCUACUGUCGCCGGUACAGGACGCUGAUCGCUUUUACAGAGGCAUUUUAGAGCCAGACAAACACUGCUCCACUAGCCCUGCGGGCAGCAGCCUCCCGGAAUACCCUAAAUUCCCAUGCAGCUCGGCUGCUUACACUUUCUCCCCAAACUAUGACCUGCGACGCCCCCAUCAGUAUUUGCACCCGGGGGCAGGGGACAGCAGGCUGCGGGAACCGGUGCUCUUCAGCCCUCCGGGUGCUGUCUUUGUAGAACCGAACCGGAAUGAGUAUCUGGAGUUAAAAGCAAAACUAAAUGUUGAGCCGGACUACCUCGAAGUGCUAGAAAAACAGACCACAUUCAGUCAGUUCUAA